UCAUGCGCCAUGACGGAGAGGAUGUGAGAGUGGCUGAAGAAGCCGUCCGAUUGCUUUGGAAAAUUGGUGCUUUGUAGACAAUCCACUAAGCCCCACGACGCAAUGUAAUCGACUGGAAGGUGUCAGAUAUUUUUUUUCUGCUUCGAGUCGUUUGGGUGCACGUUGAAACGUCGAGGCCUGCUUUGUUAGCCUAGCCUAGUUUAGCAGCUAACAAAGAGAAACAACGCGCCUGGGAUAAACACGUCGCCCAGCAAGCAAACAUCAAGUCCCAAAAUGUCAGGCGAAUGUCAGUCAACCGCAUCGUCCUGAACGCCAGGAGUGUCCUCGCAUGGAGGAAGAGUCGCCAUACAUCAAGAAGGUGGAGGAAGAAUUCAUCCCCAUUAAAGAGGAGCAGGAGUAUUUCAUUCGAGUGGUGAACCCCCACAUUGAGGAGCAACAGCAACCUCAUCUCUACAAAAAGGAGGAGAAGCACCCUGGAUAUGUUAAAGUGGAGGUGGUGGACAUCCCCAACUGGACUGAUGAGCCCUUGAAGGGUGAAGAUGGCGGUGUGAGUGAGGAGCCUCAGAAUGGCAGCAACAGCAGUUCAAAAGAAGGAUCCCAAGCAGACAACCUCAUCGCUCGACCAUCAGAGAGUGACGAUUUCACAUCACACUCCCUGUUCUGUUUCAGCAAAUAUCUUGGUCCUAACGCUCAACAGCUAAAGAGAGAAGUACAACUUCCAAUCAAAAAGGAGGAGGUAGAGCUGCCAUACUAUAAAGAGGAGGGCAAUAUCACAAUUUCGACUGGUGAGCCCUUGAAUAGCGAGGAUGGUCCGAGUGAGGCCAGCAGAGGGACGGAGCCUCCAAGCAGCAGCUCAACAGAAGGAUCACAAGCACACAUUUUCAUCGCACCAUCAGAUAGAAAUGGCGCCACGUCACACUCACCUUACAAAGAUGAUGGUCAUAAGAAAACUCACCAUGGGAAAACCUUUGCUAAUAACUAUAGUUGUCGUAUGCAUAUGAGGAGCCACACUGGUGAAAAUCCUCUUGUCUGCUCAGUUUGUGGUAAAAAAUUCACUCAGAAGAGCAACUUAGACGGACACAAAAGAACCCACACUAGUGAAAAACCUUUUUCCUGUUCAGUUUGUGGUCGAGGUUUCGCUAAAAAGCGGAACUUACAAUUACACAUAAGAAUGCACACCGGAGAAAAACCUUUUUCCUGCUCAGUUUGUGGUCGAGGAUUUACUCAAAUUCCCCAAUUACAAAUACACAUAAGAAUGCACACCGGAGAAAAACCUUUUUCCUGCUCAGUUUGUGGUCGAGGAUUUACUCAAAUUUCCCACUUACAAACACACACAAGAACCCACACUGGUGAAAAACCUUUUUCCUGCUCAGUUUGUGGUCAAAGAUUCACUCAAAUUCAGCACUUAAAACAACACAGAAGAACCCACACUGGUGAAAAACCUUUUUCCUGCUCAGUUUGCGGUCAAGGAUUCAGUCAGAAGUGUACAUUAAAAGUACACACAAGAACCCACACUGGUGAUAAACCUUUUUCCUGCUCAGUUUGUGGUCAAGGAUUCAGUCAUAAGAGUUCCUUAAAAGUACACACAACAACCCACACUGGCGAAAAAUCUUUUUCCUGCUCAGAUUGUGGGAAAGUAUUCAGUUAUAAGAGUACCUUAAACAGACACACAAGAACCCACACUGGAGAAAAACCUUUUUCCUGUUCAGUUUGUGGUCAAAAAUUCGCUCACAAGUAUCUGAUUAAGAGACACGUAAAAGUACACACAAGAGCCCACAGUAAUGAUAAACCUUUUUCCUGCUCAGUUUGUGGUCAAGGAUUCAGUCAUAAGAGUUCCUUAAAAGUACACACAACAACCCACACUGGCGAAAAAUCUUUUUCCUGCUCAGAUUGUGGGAAAGUAUUCAGUUAUAAGAGUACCUUAAACAGACACACAAGAACCCACACUGGAGAAAAACCUUUUUCCUGUUCAGUUUGUGGUCAAAAAUUCGCUCAAAAGUAUCUGAUUAAGAGACACGUGUGUAUUGGUGUAAGAAGCAGUAGACAAUGACUGUUUUGCCUGUCAUCCACGCUGCCUUCAUCAGAUCUGCACGCAGGUCAAUUGUAGUCUGUAGAGUUUCCUCAAAUCCUGUUGAGGGUUGGCAGUAUCGGUGCCUUACAUGCGCUGUGUCCAAUCCUUGUAUGAUGUGGAUCCACAGUAUUGCCAAAGGUAUUGCCUCAUCUGAUUUAACUCUCGAGUGGCAUUAUUUAUACAAUACUCUCCCUCUUUCAAACUACACUUUCCACAGCUAAUAUUUGAAACCGUAGACCGCGAAUUCUAAAUCAUUUAUCAAUAAUAUAAUUGCAUAAAUCUGGAAAAUUAUGAUUGGCUCAGAAGUAUUGUUUUUUUUUUUUUGGAGAUGGGUAUUUAUACAUAGUUUUAAAAGUUACUACUUUUGAUUGACAUUGACAUAUUACGACAGAGUAUUGGGGCCAAAUAAAGGGAGGGGGGGAAAUGACUGCGAGAUUAAAGUUGUACUCUUACUACAAGAAAAAAAGUCGUAUUAUUACAUAGGGGUAAUGUAGCUGAAUAAGGGGCUACGCACUUAAUGUACAUGUUCCUUAGCUGGGAGCUCCGACAAAGCAUCAGUAAAAUCCUUCCAUUGAUUAUACUUUGAUGUAGAUGAGCUAAAAGAUAACAGAUUUCCUUAUUUUGGAAGCUGAUUCUUAAACACAGCCUCACGAGAUGCUUUCAUUAUCGUUGACUUUAGUGGAGGCGGCAAAGUGCAACAGAAAGUACGUGGUAAGUACGCUUAUUCAGCUACAUUACCCCAACGUAACAGGAUGACUUUUUUUUCCCUUCUAGUAACAGUACGACUAUAAUCUCGUAGUCCUCUUCUCUUUAUUUUGGACUAAUAUUUUGUCGUACAAAUUGGACAAUGAUGAUUAAAAUUGUUUGAGCUUUUAAUCGUUCCGGCCUCCGUUGAUGAAAAUCUCUUGACUCUGCUUCGAAUUUCAAAGUGCUUGUACUUCAUUGUGCUUGUUAAUUUUAUUCAUUCCUAUCCUCCUCUUCCCUUUCUUCAGAACAAGCCUAAUUAUAAUUAUAAUAACUUAAAACUAGGGUUGUAACUAAAACUGAUACUUCAUUAUCAAAUUGAUUCUAAGAUUCAGAAAAUGUGACGGGACUGCCUUUUCUGCAAUACCCGAAGUAUCGCCGUUACCGACGCGGCAGAGCUGGCCGCUUUUUUUGUGUGGCAUACGCGGAUGCAGAAGUUAAUGAUGGCCAAAUAAAGCCUCAUGAAGCAAUGAAGCUUUGCAGCCAAUUGGUUUGCACAUGCAGCAAAGCUUCAUGGUGCUUCAUUUACUCUAUGGUGCCAUCAAGUGGUCUAGAAGCCCAAGAGGGCAACAGUGUUAAGAAUUCAAUGGCUAUUUGUUUAACACAAAGAUAUGAAUGUGCUUGUGUUAGUAAUUUAGUAUGUGAACAAAAUACAACAAGUGCUAAGGAUAAUUUGUUAUUCAUUUUUAUUUAGAAAUAAUAGUUUUGCAACAGUGGCUGGCUUUAAACGGUUUCUUUUUUUGGACAAUAUUUCACCAGCUUUAGAAAAUGUUCUUUCACAAGGCACAGAUGAAGCUGGGGUGCAGAGUAAUGCGAGUGCCAGAUUAUAUAAAUUUGGGUAGGUAUUUUUAUGUGUCUCCCAGUACACUAAUGGAUUGUCCAUUCUGUCGAUGUUUGGUUCAGAUAGGUACUUUUGGACCUCCAGGGUUGCAUCAGCUAUGGUGUUUGGGACCCUGGUCAUCUGAACUGUGUCAUCCAAGCAUUGCCACAGUUUGAUCCCUAUGAUAGACAAACAGGCUGCCAGCGACAUACAAGGCAUACAGCAAUACAAGUAAUGUGUACUAUUACCUUGAAACACCGGCAGAGCUGCUUCUGAUAUCUGCGCAUGUGAAAAAGUGGAGGUUGAGUUGCAUUUUCUCAUGACAGCAUCACAUUCUGCGGCAAGUCUUUUUUUUUUUUUUGCAUCAGAUGCUUUGUUGGGGUUGAAAAAGCCUAUCUUUUUAAAUCGUGGCUCAAGUAGUGUUGUGAGUGACGUGAUGCUCAUAAAUUGAAAUGUGUUGAGCUUCUCUCUUAAAGGUCUUCUCAGAUUUUCAGCCAAUCCUGUUGUAUCUGGAGUUUGAAGAGAUCCCAGUUGCUGCAGUUCCAAUGCAUGGUGUAACGUUGCUAAAAGUGGAAUGACCUUUGAUCCAGAUACUUUUCUCCUCUAACAGCUCCACUGUGGCAUCAUUAAAAGGGGCGAGUACCUUCAGACUUUCAGCAACAACUGAGUACUCUUGUGAGGAAAUUGGAGUCAUGUCAGUGCGCAGGCCUGCAAACGCUGCUCCAAUUGGUUCCCUCAGGUCAUAAAUUCAUUGAGGCAUUAAAAAGGUGCUGUUCCAUCUCGUCUCAACUUCUUGUAUUAGCUCUAGUGCUGGCUGGCCCAUUUGCUCUUGCACUUGUGUCAGCCGCUCCUGCAGUAAAGUGGCAAAUUCAAGUGUCAUUGCAGCAGCAACUUUCAAUUACGUUGAAUUUAGAACAUAUCAAUGAAACUCACCUUUGCAGUACUGCUGCUCUUGAAGUAGCCUACUGUUUUUUGGGACUUCUCCCUAAUUUCACUCAGCACACAGUUUUGGGCAAGGGCCUUUUUUUAUCAGGAGAUUCAUAGUGUGCGCCACACAAACUGUGUGUCAGAUAUGAAGCUCCCUCACACAGGCACCCAUAUUUGCUGCACCAUCUGUUACAAGGCAGGUAACUUUGUCAGUGAUGCUCCAGUCAGACAUGAGUGCAGUUUGUGCUCGAGCAAGAUUUUCAGCAGUAUGUGCCUCGGGGAAAUGGUCUACCCCCAAAACAAUACUGUGCAAUGAUGUUUGUUCAUCAAUAAAAUGGCAGGUCGCAGCUAGAUAUGAGUCUAUGUUCAUGGAUGUCCACAUAUCUGCUGUAAGGCUAACUGCAGAAGCCUUUGACACCAUUUAUUCGGCCAGCUUAUACCUGUCGUCCACCAUAGCUUUCAAAGCCUAAAAGGGAACAAUAUAAAACUAUUGGAAUUGCAAAUAUGGGGAAAUGAGAAGAAAUACUUUAUGUGUUCACAUACAUGUCUUCCUUGUGGGAAGAACAUAGGUAGGGUGCAAAGCUGUAACAAACUUUCUGAAAAUAUUGCACUAGUUGCAUUGUUGCGCACAGGUGUAACAAGUACAGGAGCACGAAAUUCACAAAAUGUGAGAUAACAGGCGAUCGCCACUGCGUUUUCGCAACCAAUUUAUACCGUAGUCUGUACUGUUUGCAAUGCACGCCGAACAUCGGACCACUCCCGAAGCAUACAAGAGAAUCAGCCGGCGGGCGAGGCUUCACAUGCCAUUAUAUCCUGGUUUUGCCGAAAUGACGCGCGCCUCAAUACAAGCUUUGUGGAAACGCCCCUUCCAUUACUCGACACAAGCUUCGGAGCCUCGGCCCAUUUCGUCCCAUCACUAGUGUUAUGUUAACCCUUUGUUUUUCUUAGCAGUGACCACCUGGAAUGAGUGGUUUUGUCAACUGCUGUUUAAUUCAGAUCCCUUUUUCCCUGUGUAGUCAGGUCACCCUGUUUAAUGAAGUUUCUAUUUUGGUCAAGUUUCCCUUUUAAUUCACUCAAGUUGUUUUAAAGAAUUUAACUGAACCGAACUUGGUUAUUUUCCUUUUUUGCUUUUUUCUUGGUUGGGGGUAUUUUCACAUUUGAGUUGUUUGCAGUGAUUUAGUUUUUUUUUUUUCCCAAAUAUAUACUCAACACUUUUAAGAAGUUUUGAAUAAAGCGUGUUUUAGUAAUGAUUGUUAAAUUUACUCAAUUAAAUAAAUUGUUCAUUGUUGCCACCACCUCUACUGCUUCAUUAUUUUUGCCAGGCCUGUAUUUUAUUGUUACCAAGGGGCUUGCCUUGCCCGGUUACACAUGUUUUUCUGCCAUUGAAAAUGAAGGGGAAAUUUUGGCUAUUAUAGACGAAUAGAACGACGUACAUGCCAAUGAUUUGUGUGAAUUGGAUAAGAAUUGUAAAGACUAGAUACAUUUAGGAAAAAAAUGUUUUGGGGGUUCUUCGAAACAUUCCCUGCGUCACACGAGAAUUCCGGUUAUAUCGGUAUUUGAACGGUGUCGAUGGGCCAACACGCUUGGGCUUUGCGGUGCGCCGAAUAAACACCAUCAAAAAAAAGGAAUAACAUAGGUUGCGUUUGCAUUACAUGCAAAGCAACCAUCACUGGUCAUUGUGAAAUGAGGCCCGUCCAUUUCACAUUGGACGAUGAAAAGUAAACUUAAAAGAGUAUGUAGCGGCAAAGGGGGUGUGAGACAUCAAUAGAACCGUUAUGUGCCAAGAUAACAAAUAUUGGUAAAGUUAACAAAAAAAUCAAUCACAUUAAUGAGCAAUUAUCAAAAAUAGAUCGAAAAUGACGAACAUUUCCGAAAGUGUUCCGGAAACAGCCGAAUGGGGCGGAGACGUCACGACAAGUGAUUGACAGUCGAGGCGGAGCCAGGUGCCAUUGUUUUUUAACGACGAGAGAGUAGCGUUGCGGUUUGUUUGACCAAAACAUCACAAAAAUGGUUCAAAACUGCUGUGCUAUGUGGUGUACAAAUAGUUAUUUAUCGGAAUACAGUAUCCAUGAGUUCCUGAACGCGAAAAAAAAAGCUGGACUACACAGACAAUGGGUAAAGUUCGUCCGUGCAAAGAAGGCUAAUUUUCUAGACACAGCCUCCGGCACUCUUUUCUGUGGUGCACAUUUUCUACCUGAAAGCUUCUCGAACUAUGGACAAGAGAAAUCGGGUUUUGCUAAAAGAUUGCUGCUCAAAGGAGAUGCGGUGCCGACCAUGCAGGUGCAGCCACCUAAAUGCCCCGAGAUAUCAAGAAAGAGGACGAUGACUGGUAAAGGAGGCUAAAGCUAAGCAAAGGAGGGGAGCAGCCAAGCUCGAAAUGGCCAGAGUGAGUACUCUUUUAUAAUAAAAAAAUGUCACGCAUUGGAUACAGGACUGGACACAUGUAUAAAUUAUCGUUCGUAAAAUAUAUAGAACAAAUCCUCUGAUCCCAUUCAUAUUUGUGUCUGUUGGCAGAGCGAAAAGCUAUGAUAGCGCAAUAAAUGAUAAUUAUUCUAUGCAUUCCUUUAUUUUGCAGUCACGGUGUAUCAGCUUCACAAAAAGAAAUGCAAAACAAAUCAUUGGUGUUUCCCCACACGAUCUGCUGCCGAUGUUUCAUCAGUGUCAUUGCUCCCCUCAAUGACCGUUUCAUUACGCUGCAUUGGCGUUCGUUUGGGCUCAAAUUGGUAACCUAAAACCCCGAUUAAAGCUUCGUAACUCUCCUCGUCGCCAUUAGAUGAACAUUCGUUACGUCCUUCUACGUCGGAUUCGUCGCUGAAACUAGAAACGAAAUUGUCUGCCAUCAUCGCCGCCAUUCAGUAUUAAAG
Molecule: messenger RNA, 7426 nt
Organism: Corythoichthys intestinalis (scribbled pipefish)
Lineage: Eukaryota; Metazoa; Chordata; Actinopteri; Syngnathiformes; Syngnathidae
Product: gastrula zinc finger protein XlCGF57.1-like
Exons: 3
Coding region: 329-2050 (573 amino acids)
Biological process (GO): regulation of transcription by RNA polymerase II
Cellular component (GO): nucleoplasm
Molecular function (GO): RNA polymerase II cis-regulatory region sequence-specific DNA binding; DNA-binding transcription repressor activity, RNA polymerase II-specific
Source: RefSeq, a predicted model, not a curated record